AGAGGGGAUCGGAGCAGUGGGCUUGCCAGCCAGCCAGCCAGCCAGCCAGCCAAGGAGGGCUUUUGCAUUGCCUAGCAGCAUGGAUCUCCAGGGGAUGCUCUUGCUUUUCCUGCUGGGGGUCUCCAGGGGGGCUUCCUUGCCCCGAUCUGCCCUCUUCCCCUUCGGGGGCUCCCAGGGGGACCAAGAACUGCCCGAAGGGGACGAUGAGACCUCGCCUCCAGUCGCCCUGCCCAUGCUCUUCUACGAGACCCUCUUUGAGCACCUCUAUGUUGGGACCAACGGGAUCAUAUCUACCCAGGACUUCCCCAGGGAGACCCAGUAUGUGGACGAUGACCUUCCUACAGAUUUCCCCGCAAUUGCUCCCUUCUUAUCAGACAUUGAUACCAGCGGAGGGAAGGGUAAAAUCUAUUACCGCCUGGACGAAUCCAGGGACGUGCUGGAUCAAGCUACCCAGAUGAUUCAGGCUGGAUUUCCUAGUGCUACCGACUUCACCCCACAGCAUGCCUUUAUUGCUACCUGGAACAAUGUGGGGGCCUAUGAGGAGGUCACUCGGAACUCAGAACCCUCCAAGCAGGUAAGGAGAUGUUUUGUGGCAUCCAAUUCCAUUGUUAUUAUUGUUGAGUGAAUUCCUCUGUGGAAGCAGUUGGACAUCUUUACCCAGUGGAGAACAUCCUCAUUGAGGUCAAGGCUGUGGAAGUGGAGGUGUGUAUGCAGUGCCAUUCCACAUGGAGCCAUAUCCAUGCUGCUUAUGGAUGUACACUGUGUACUGCACAGGCAGAUGUACAUUUACAUUGGGUUGUACCUUUGGUUACACAAUGCCACAGAUCACUAAUGAGGAGAUGUGCAACUGCUGCAUAACUUUGCACACAACAUUAGGCUCUGGCUUCUCAGUGUAGGAUUGUAGCCAUUUAUUUAUUAAAGGUGUAUGCUGCCUUUUCACCAGAAAAAGAAAGCACUAAAGAUAGCCACCAGUGGUAAACUACACCUUGAAAAUCAGAACUGUUUCUGAUGACUGUAAUGAUUUCUGUUUGUGGGAUGCUGAGCUAAUAAAUGCUGCCACCAUACACUCCAGUUAUGAGAUUGACAGCUCAAAUGGUAUGGAAUAAUGCCUUCUUCCUUUGGUUGCAUUACUCUGAUUUUGUUUUUGUUGUUGUUGGGUGCCUUCAAGAUAUUUCUGACUUACAGCACUCCCUCACAAAAUUUUCUUAGGCAGACCUGUUCAGAGGAGGUUUGCCAUUGCCUUCCCCAUUGCUCUGAUUUACCUCAUUGCAAGAGGGGAGGUUGCACACCCAUAAUAUGCCUUGAGCCUGUAGAGUAAGUACUCUCCUCUGACCUAUAUUGCGUAACUGGCAACCAAAGAUAAGAUCAAGAUGUUCUUUUUCAUGUGCCAAAGCUUUCUCAGACUCCUUUAAAGCUCAAGAGGUCAAAACCAAUGCUUGAAUUUUGUCCGGAAGAGUGCCAGAACAUCAUUCUGUUAUGGUGCUCUGUGGAUACAGGAUUCUGUAUUGGCAGCAGAAUUCGAUUGAGAAUUCUCAGCUUUUAAAAAAGAAAUAAUCCAGUAAAUUUCUAGUCCUUACAGGAAUGCAAAGAGAUAAGGGUUUUGUGGACUGCAACCCACCUUAUCAGGUGCAUGCAGCAAGGAACAAACACAAUUACUACUUGGAAAUGUGGCCUUGAAAUGUGAAGUCAUUGAUUAAAUCUCAGAACUGAGAGUACAAAGUGAGUGGAAGUCAAUUUGAGCUGCGGUCAAUACUUAUGAGUAGUUUCUUCUUCCUUCCCAAGUGGCUUAAACUAGACAGAAUAAUUAGCAUGCCCAGGAUGACAAGAUGCUCUAACCACAAAGGAAGACAAGGCACUGCAAAUUGUAUGGCACUCAAGAAAAAAUGUAGGAUCUUACUAAAUAAAAGCUAAAAAUAC
This is a messenger RNA of Sceloporus undulatus (fence lizard), 1917 nucleotides long. Its product is annotated as nidogen-2-like. The record is from RefSeq and is a predicted model, not a curated record. NCBI's taxonomy places the organism in Eukaryota, Metazoa, Chordata, Lepidosauria, Squamata, Phrynosomatidae. The coding region runs from base 80 to 625 and encodes 181 amino acids. Gene Ontology annotation, cellular component: basement membrane. The transcript has 2 exons. Gene Ontology annotation, biological process: cell-matrix adhesion.